Penicillium cataractarum is the source of this 1815-nucleotide messenger RNA. Its product is annotated as putative MFS transporter. The transcript is spliced from 5 exons. Lineage: Eukaryota; Fungi; Ascomycota; Eurotiomycetes; Eurotiales; Aspergillaceae. The coding region runs from base 1 to 1815 and encodes 604 amino acids. Gene Ontology annotation, cellular component: membrane. The record is from RefSeq and is a predicted model, not a curated record. Gene Ontology annotation, molecular function: transmembrane transporter activity.
AUGCCUACUGUGAUUUCUGACUCGUUCUCCAAGAAGACAGCCGAUUUUUCGGUUUCUUCUGUUCUUCAUGAAACAGAUACCUCCGACACUGACAUUCCACCACUUGGAAAGCCUCAGAACGAGCGACGGUUCUGGUUUCAGCGUACAAGAAACUAUGAUCCAGAUGAGAUUGCUACCCUCCCAUCUGUUUAUGACGACCCAGAUACUACGAAGGAAUACCAGCCUCGAGCCGACUGGGAGAAUCUUCAUCGGUUUGACCCUAAUGCACGAUGGACAUAUGGUGAAGAGUACGCUCUGAUUCGCAAGAUCGAUUGGAGAAUCAUGGUGUUUGCCUGUUUGAUGUUUAUGGCUUUGGAGCUAGACCGUUCCAAUCUUCAGCAGGCUCUGACCGACAACUUUCUCAAGGACCUGCACAUGAAUACCAAUGACUAUAACCUCGGAAAUACAGUCUUUAAACUUGCAUUCCUCUGCGCUGAGCUGCCCUCUCAACUGGUGAGCAAAUGGGUUGGACCAGACAGAUGGAUCCCUACCCAAAUGGUUCUUUGGUCCGCCGUGGCGAUGGGUCAGUAUGGUCUACGUGGUAAAACAGGGUUCCUCGUCUGUCGAGCUCUUCUCGGUAUCCUGCAAGGUGGAUUCAUUCCAGACGUAAGUAGCGUAGCCCACCCCGUUAGAAAGGAAGUCAUGCUCAUCACAACUAUGAAGGUCAUCCUUUAUCUCUCUUACUUUUACAAGCACCAUGAAUUAUCCCUGAGACUGGGAUUCUUUUGGACUGCUAUGAAUAUUGCUGAUAUAAUUGCGGGCUUCCUGGCCUUUGGUCUUUUGCACCUACGUGGUGUACAAGGCCAAUCCGGUUGGCGAUGGCUAUUUUUAAUUGAGGGUCUCAUCACUCUCAUUGUUGGAUUUUCCGCUUACAUUUUAAUGCCUCCGGGGCCCUGUCAAACCGCAAACUGGGCUCGCGGGAAAAAAGGAUGGUUCACGCCUCGGGAGGAAACAAUCAUUGUUAACCGCGUCAUCCGCGACGACCCUAGUAAGGGUACUAUGCAUAAUCGGCAGCCAAUCACUCCGAAGCUACUUUGGAAGAGUCUCUGCGACUUUGAUCUCUGGCCUCUAUACAUCAUUGGCUUGACUUUCGAGACACCUAUGAUAACGCCUAAGCAGUAUCUGACUCUGACCUUGCGAAACAUGGGCUUCAAUACUUUUGUUUCAAAUUUGCUUGCCAUCCCUAAUACGGUCAUUUCGAUCAUCCUCAUGCUUUCUAUCACAUAUCUAGCAGAGGUCACUGGGCAGUUAACUUGGGUGUCCAUUCUCGGCCAGAUAUGGACACUGCCGUUCGUGGUAUAUCUGUACGCUGUUGAUACUACUACUGCAAACAAAUGGGUUGUUUGGGCAAUAGUUAGCUUGCUACUAGGUUUUCCGAACGGUAAGUACAUCGAAAAUGGCGAAAUUGUGUCUAUUCUGAUGGGAAGUAAAGCACAUGCAAUCCAAGUCGGUUGGAAUUCUCGUAAUUCCAACACAGUCCGAUCUCGGACUGUCUCGGCCGCCAUGUAUAACAUGUGUGUCCAGGCAUCUGGAAUUAUUGCGUCCAACAUCUAUCGUGCCGAUGAUGCUCCCCGGUACCGACGAGGGAACCGAGUGCUUGUGGCCCUUGUGGUAACAAAUAUUGCCAUCUAUGUCUUAACAAAGGCAUACUAUGUCUGGCGCAAUAACAGUCGCGAUAAGAAGUGGAAUGCGAUGUCGCAACAAGAGAAAGUACACUACUUGGCGACUACCAAGGAUGAGGGGAGUGGCCGACUAGAUUUCCGGUUUGCACACUGA